AUGGGAAACGUAUUCUCCAUAAUCUGUCCUUGUAUGAGGAUAUGCAAGACUGAAGGAAGGAAGAAACAGUUGUCGACGGAGAAAGCGACAGAGUAUUUCAUUUGUUAUUACCUACAGAAACCGCGACCGGCCAUUAGCGACUAUGUUUUGAAGGGCAAGAAUGGUAAAAUUACAUUUGCGACAGGAUGUGAUGAAAUUAAAAUAUUGAGAUUGAUCGUGAGUUUCUAUUUUUUGGCUUUUAUAUUGUUUUAGGUGGAUUUAAAGGGUUUUAGGUAAUAACGGCAGUUUUUUUGUCAAUUCUUGAUAAAAUCUUGGUCUAAAACUGUUUUUAAAAAUUUAUUUUAGUCAAUCAGCUUAGAAUGGUUCAAAAUGGUUACAUCUUACUUCAACAGUUUGCCUGUUCAUCUUCAACUCUGCAGUAAGUGGUGUUGUUCAUCUAACUUAAUAUUUUUUGAUGUGAAAUCGUAACUUAUGAAUUAAAUUUUUGUUUUUAGAUGAUAAAGGAGUAUCUCAGCCUGAAAUUGAGUUAGGAAUUGAAGAGCUUUCAAGGACCAUUGAUGCGGCAGAUCAAAAAUUGGCAAAUGAUUGCGGUAAGUCAAGUGUAAUAUUGCUUUUAAUGAUUGCUUAGGAGUUUUGAUGAAAUUUUAAGCAAUUUUUAGGUUUUUUAGAACGUGAAGAUGUUUUUCUUUAUUUUUUAGGCUAUUUUUAGUUUUAUUACCUAAAAUUACAUUGUUUUAGUGUUCGAACGUUUGAUUUGCUUUGGUGAAGGUCCAUUGAAGCAUAUCUUUUCAAUAUAUUGUUGGAACGAUCUCACAGCUUUGAAAAUCCUUGAUGAUCAGCUCAAAGCCAAGAGUGUUGUCAUAUGUUUGGCUACACAUGCAGAAGCUACACAAUAUUUGGUCAGUAAGAAGAAUCCGAAGAUUUUCAAAAGUCUGCCGCCGAAUUUGAACAACUUUUUGGGAGGUAAGGAUCUUAAGCAAAGGAGAGAGAGAACUUAGUUAUAUUUUCACUUUUGGUUACCUAAAAUUUUAAUUUUUCAAUUUUUUAGCUUUAACCGAAGCCGAGUUGACAAUAGGUGUACCAGAUGUGACAAAAGAGCCGUUUAUGGAGAGUUCGACCAAAACUUUGAAAAAGCUUACGUUAUAUUCACAUCAACUCACGGAAGAGUUCGCCAGAAGCUUGGAAUUGAAUAAAAUGACAUGCGAAAUGACUAAUGAUGACAACGAGAAGAACUUGAUGUUGGUUAACACAAAAGAGAUGUAUUUGAACUACAAAAGGAUGGAUUUCGGAGAUACGAAGCUUUUUAGGUAAGAAAAUACUUAAGUUUGAAAAAAGAGGGUUGGAAAGCAAGUUCUUGCCGUUUUUUGAUUUGUAAAGAAAGUUCUUGGCAUUUUUUCUUUUGUAAAGGAAGUUACUGCCUUUUUUGUUGUUUUCAUACCUAAAUUCAUAUUUUUUUCAGAAUCCACGAAACCUCCAACCCAUUCGUAACCUACCUUCAAGUUUCAUGGCCAAUGACAGAUCAGGAUUGCCGCCUAGACUCGAUAUUAUCUUUGAUACAAUCAAUGAAAGACGCAAAACAAUUGACCAAAUUUGUAGUGACAAAUUCGGCCGAACGUAAAUUUGAAAUCAUUGGAAAUAUGUGGAUUCCAAGCGUUGACAGAUGGCCAGAAGUUGGAUUGACAUUGGAUUUUAUGCGACAAAACUUUUUGAAUCGACCAAAAGUGGCCAAAGGAGUGAAAUUUGAGUUUUGGUUUAGCGAAAAGUUUGUGGACAAAGCUAAUGUAAGGGUUUAUAUCUUGAUAAGUUUUCUAAAAAUUGGUUUUUAAAGAAAGUUUUUGCCAUAUUUUGUUUUGUAAAGAAAGUUCUUGCCAUUUUAUUUUUUGUAAAGAAAGUUUUUGCCAUAUUUUGUUUUGUAAAGAAAGUUCUUGCCAUUUUAUUUUUUGUAAAGAAAUUUCUUUCCAUUUCUAAUGCUAAAAUAAGUGAAUCAUUUCAGAACAUUGCCCUGAAUGUGCUCUACAUUGUCCGCGGCCGAAAACUCUUCCUCGAACUUGUUGAACCAAAACAGAACGUCCGUCUUCCAACUCGUCGCAACUUGAGAUCUAUGAACAACUUGGAGAUUAUUCAUUACACCAAGAGUCGUAUCAUACAAUACUACAAGAUGUGUUGUUGUUGUCAUCAGAAGUAA
Molecule: messenger RNA, 2185 nt
Organism: Bursaphelenchus okinawaensis
Lineage: Eukaryota; Metazoa; Nematoda; Chromadorea; Rhabditida; Aphelenchoididae
Source: the annotation of a GenBank genome assembly